Molecule: messenger RNA, 459 nt
Organism: Didymodactylos carnosus
Lineage: Eukaryota; Metazoa; Rotifera; Eurotatoria; Philodinida; Philodinidae
Source: the annotation of a GenBank genome assembly
AUGAAGCGAAGUGAGCAAAGGAAAAUUGAACUUGAACGUGAUCGUGUAAGAGCACGUGUUGUACAAGAGCGAUAUCAAAAAAAGAUAGAUGAACGAAAUCGUGUAGAAGAAAAACAACAACAACGACAACAUAAAAUAGAAGACGAAAAACGACAACGCCAAAUUCAACUGUUACAUAAAGAACAAGAAACAGAAAAAGCGAGACAGGAGCGAUUGUUAGAAUUGCAAGAAGAACAUGAACGAAAAGAACAAGAAAGACAUAAGCAAAAAGCACAGAUAAAAGAACGGUUUGAACAAGCAAAAAAAGAACGACAUCAAAAAAUGAAACAGCACGAAGAACAAAUGGAGCAGUGGAAAUUACAAAAAUGGCUAACAAUGGAAGAAAAACAACAGCAAGUAGAACAACGACGACUGGAGAAACUAGAUCAAAUAAGAGAACGAGCGACUGCAGUAAGGUAA